This is a messenger RNA of Myotis myotis, 3005 nucleotides long. RefSeq names its product nuclear receptor subfamily 1 group H member 4 (gene NR1H4). Gene Ontology annotation, biological process: bile acid signaling pathway; negative regulation of inflammatory response; cell differentiation. NCBI's taxonomy places the organism in Eukaryota, Metazoa, Chordata, Mammalia, Chiroptera, Vespertilionidae. The transcript has 11 exons. Bases 593 to 2068 code for a protein of 491 amino acids. Gene Ontology annotation, molecular function: RNA polymerase II cis-regulatory region sequence-specific DNA binding; zinc ion binding; bile acid binding. The record is from RefSeq and is a predicted model, not a curated record.
GUGUUUUGAAAGACAAGCUUCAGGCUCCUGGGCGGUGUCACCUCCCCUGCUCUGGGGCUCUGGAGUUGGGCCUGGGAAUCUCGAGGCUCUCCCUUUCUGUGUUUAUAUCAUUCAGCAGGGAAAGGAUUGUUAAUGACUAAUCUGUGUCCGGAGGCACGGAGCCAAGGAAGAGAUGCUGCUGGGCUGGGAGGCCCGUGGUCACCCACAGCUUUUGCUAGAACUCCCUCCUCCUCUUCACUCCGCUGUCUCCUGGAUUCACACCAACGCAAACUCAGAUCCUGAGCAUUGGUAGAAAAAUUGCUGGGAUUUGGAGAGGAAGACUGGACUCGGAAUGCUCCCAAGGCCUUGAAAGUUCAGCUCCAACCUGAGACAAUCGAGGAGGUAGAAGACAUAUUGGGAGGAAUAAAGGAAGGAAGUAAGGAAGGAAAGAAGACCUGGAGAUAAAACUAAAAGUGAACACUGCUUCUCUUGGGUUCUGGGAUGAGUUCUGGACCACUCCCCAGGAUGAAACUUCAGACAUUUUGGGUGUUUUUUUGAAGACCACAAUAACAAAGGUGCAUUCUCAAGUAGAAAAGUUUGGAUUGGAUCAAAAAUGAAUCUCAUCCAACACUCCCACUUACCUGCUGCGGAUGAAUUUUCUCUUUCUGACAAUUUAUUUGGUGUACUAACAGAGCCAACAACAGGUCCUCUGGGGCAAAACCUAGAAGUGGAAUCGUACUCACAAUACAACAACACUCAGUUUCCUCAAGUUCAACCACAGAUUUCCUCCUCAUCCUAUUAUUCCAGCCUGGGUUUCUACCCCCAGCAGCCUGAAGAGUGGUACUCUCCGGGACUAUAUGAACUCAAGCCACUGCCCACUGAGACCCUCUACCAGGGAGAGACUGAGGUAGCAGAGAUUCCUGUGACAAAGAAGCCUCGAAUGGGCACGUCAGCCGGGAGAAUAAAAGGAGAUGAGCUAUGUGUCGUUUGUGGAGACCGAGCAUCCGGAUACCAUUAUAACGCACUGACCUGUGAGGGGUGCAAAGGUUUCUUCAGGAGAAGCAUCACCAAAAAUGCCGUGUACAAGUGUAAAAACGGAGGCAACUGUGUGAUGGACAUGUAUAUGCGAAGAAAGUGCCAGGAGUGCCGACUAAGGAAAUGCAAAGAGAUGGGAAUGUUGGCUGAAUGUAUGUAUAGAGGUAUUCGCAUCAAGCAAUUAAAUUCCACUAACUAUCUCUUAAGAAGGCAGAUGCCAGGCUUGUUAACUGAAAUUCAGUGUAAAUCCAAACGACUGAGAAAAAACGUGAAGCAGCAUGCAGAUCAGACCGUUAAUGAAGACAGCGAAGGGCGUGACCUGCGACAAGUGACCUCGACCACUAAGUCAUGCAGGGAGAAAACUGAACUCACCCUGGAUCAACAGAAUCUUCUACAUUAUAUUAUGGAUUCAUAUAGCAAACAGAGGAUGCCUCAGGAAAUCACAAAUAAAAUUUUAAAAGAAGAAUUCAGUGCAGAAGAAAAUUUUCUCAUUUUAACUGAAAUGGCUACCAGUCAUGUACAGAUUCUUGUAGAAUUCACAAAAAAGCUACCAGGAUUUCAGACAUUGGACCAUGAAGAUCAGAUUGCUUUGCUGAAAGGGUCUGCAGUUGAAGCUAUGUUCCUCCGUUCAGCUGAGAUUUUCAAUAAGAAACUUCCAGCUGGGCAUGCUGACCUAUUGGAAGAGAGAAUCCGAAAGAGUGGUAUUUCUGAUGAAUACAUAACACCGAUGUUUAGUUUUUACAAAAGUGUGGCAGAAUUGAAAAUGACUCAAGAAGAGUAUGCUCUGCUUACAGCAAUUGUUAUUCUCUCUCCAGACAGACAAUACAUAAAGGACAGAGAGGCCGUAGAGAAGCUUCAGGAACCUCUGCUUGACGUGCUGCAGAAGCUGUGCAAGAUCCAUCAGCCUGAGAACCCCCAGCAUUUCGCCUGUCUCCUGGGCCGCCUGACGGAGUUGCGGACAUUCAACCACCACCACGCGGAGAUGCUGAUGUCCUGGCGCGUCAAUGACCACAAGUUCACCCCCCUUCUCUGCGAAAUCUGGGAUGUGCAGUGAAGAGCACCCAGGGGCGGGGCCGGCCCUCUGUCUUCCUCCUAUCAUAAAGCCCAUGUGAAACUUCUCCUUCAUUUCAUUUGUGCCUGGCUUCACACAAGAAUUUUGACGAAUAUUUAUGCAGUAAUUAUAUAACUUCCACAAUUGUAAAUACGGGGCUAGGUAGAAUGACUUUCUCUACUUGUAUUUUACAUGGCUUCAGGGAAUCUUUUCUUCUAAUUGGCAUGCCCUGUUUGCCUAACUAAAUCCUUACUUCAAUUCUAUUUGUUGAAAUAGGGAAAAAAUCUCAGUUUGCUCUUCAUCUUCCCUUAUUGCAUAUAUUUUAUUAAACAGUUGUGUGCACUUUUGGCAAUAAACUGAACAUAAUGGCAACAGGCUUUUAUUUGAGAACAGAAAUUGAAAAAAUACACAAACUCUUAUUUCUUUAAAUGAUGAAUGACAUCUUAUUGAGCCCAAGGGGAUAAACUACAAAAGGAUAAACUCUCACAAUACUAAUGCUACAUUUUUUCAUCCCUGGUGAAGCCCUGGUGAAUAUUCAUUCAUUUUUAGUAGCCCUCUGAUCAUUUCAUUUUCUUUGAAGUUCAAAGAGAAUAACAUGCAGAAAAAUGAUUAUCAUAUAAAAUAUUCCCCAAGCAUAUUAGUUAUGCUUUUAGGGGGACUACUUCCCGUAGUCGGAGUCUUGAGGCAGCAUUUACAAAUUCAGAGUAUGCAGAGAGCUCCAGUGAUGGGACAGCCCUUUUCUCUAUCGAAAGUGCUCACUGUGGGUUUCAGUGCAUAUAAUUAAUCAUUUUGUUUUGUUUGCUUUUGGAAAACACUCCUUCAGCCUGGUGCACAGCUAUUGUAUACUUCCCCCCAAAGCAGGAAUUAGUUCAUUUCCUUCCUUCAUUGUUAUACUGUUGCAUUCUCCCUCCCAUUAUCCGUUGGUGAAUACAAUAAAACA